Messenger RNA from Sesamum indicum (sesame), 2125 nucleotides. Lineage: Eukaryota; Viridiplantae; Streptophyta; Magnoliopsida; Lamiales; Pedaliaceae. The record is from RefSeq and is a predicted model, not a curated record.
AUAUAUAUAUAUAUAUAUAUAUAUAGACACACUCCAUAAAACCAAUACCAAACCCUAUAUAUCUUCACCAUGAAAAUGGAGUUCGAACAUCAUCACCGUCAUCAUCACGAUCAUCUGUCGAGGGACAACCUCAACAGUAGCCAUAAUGCUUUUGUACAUCAAGAGAUCAUGAGUGAUCAUAGUACAAGCAACAUGAGCUCCACCGACGAUGAUGAUCGUCAUGAUUUCAGCAGCAACAGGCUCGAUGAAUCGUUUCAGGUUCUCGACAAGGACUUCCCCAGAAGUAACGAGUCCACUGAGAAGAAGCUCCGCUGGCUCCGCUCUCAAAUCAUCGGCGGGACUGAAGAAUUCGACACCCCGUUCGGGAGGCGCCGCCUCACUUACGCCGAUCACACCGCCUCCGGCCGCUCCCUCCGCUGCAUUGAGAACUAUAUCGCCACCUACUUACUUCCCUAUUAUGGCAAUAGUCACACGAGUGAUAGUUACGUGGGGUAUAGGACGACUAAAAUGGUGCAUGAAGCAUCCAACUACGUGAAGAAAUGCUUAGGUGGUGGAGAAGAUGAUGCCAUCAUAUUCUGCGGGUCGGGCUCGACGGCAGCCAUCAAACGGCUCCAAGAAGUGAUGGGAAUAGCCAUCCGGCAGAGCCUGGCGGAGGUGGUGGAGAUCGGCCUCGACCACCGCGGCUUGAUCGACAUGGAGGAAUUGAGACGAAAACUCGAUUUCUAUAAGGGGAAGAACCGCCCGAUUCUUGGCUCCUUCUCCGCUUGUAGCAAUGUCACCGGAAUUUGUACCAACACUCGCGCCGUUGCCUGCCUCCUCCACCAGGUCGGAGGGCUCGCCUGUUUCGACUUUGCAGCAAGUGGGCCCUACGCGAAGAUCGAUAUGAGAUCAGGCGAAAAUGACGGAUACGAUGCAAUCUUCUUGAGCACACACAAGUUCGUGGGUGGUCCGGGGUCACCGGGGAUACUGCUUAUGAGCAAGGCCCUUUACCGGCUGGGCUCUUCACCGCCGUCAACUUGUGGUGGCGGAACUGUUAAUUUCGUCAAUGGUUAUAACGAGAAGGACACCAUAUACGCAGACAACAUAGAGGAAAGGGAAGACGCAGGAACUCCACCAAUCAUCCAGAAAGUAAGAGCAGAACUGGCUUUCUGGACAAAGGAAUACAUAGGCUACAAACCCAUUGAAAUUCUGGAGAGCAGCUACAUUGCAAGAGCGCUGGAUAGACUUCUCCCCAACCCACACAUUUGGGUUCUAGGGAACACCACUGCCAAGAGACAGGCCAUUUUGUCUUUCCUUGUAUACUCGACCACCUAUUCCUCAUCAUCACACAAGACAGGCCAAGAAGCCAAAGCAGGCCUCGACCUGUGGAGAGAGACCGGAAACACGGUAGAUAAGCCGUUGCACGGCCCUUUCGUGGCCAAACUCCUCAACGACCUAUUCGGCAUCCAGGCCCGUGGAGGCUGUGCUUGUGCAGGGCCUUACGGCCACAGCUUGCUCAACGUCGAUGAGCCCCACUCUCUCGCCUUUAAGUCGGCCAUCGAAAAGGGUUAUAGCGGAAUAAAGCCCGGGUGGACAAGAGUGAGCUUCCCUUUCUACAUGUCGGAGGAAGAAUUUGAGUUCAUUCUUACAGCAAUCGAAUUCGUAGCUAUAUAUGGGCAGAGAUUCCUGCCUUGGUAUCAUUUCAGCUGGAGAAAAGGUACUUGGACUUUCAAGAAAGCCGCAGUCAAAGACAAGUACUACAACAACACUGUGCUGAGGGGAACAACCUUAGCCAGCAUGAUCAAGGAAUUGGAGCUGCAGGAAUAUAAGGAAGAUGAGACGACAGUGAUCGGCAUGGAAGAAGAAUUGUUACGCAAAUACACCAAGUAUUUGGAAACGGCGAAGCGCAUAGCCAGCCUUCUCCCCAAGUUCCCACCACAGAGAAGAGUACCUGAAGAUAUUGACAUUGAUCUUGUGCCCUUUAGGGUUUAAUUAGGUGGCACUAAUCUUGCACAUCCAUUCAUGCUACGGACAAAUAAUGUCUGAAGAAGGCGUGUAUCAUUUGUUCUUGUUCGAAGAUUGGAUCGAUUAAUGUAAUUCUUUGGAUUUAGGUUUUCAUGCAAAGAUGAAAUUAGAUCAUUUGACA